CGGAAUGAAGUGCGCUGUCUAUGAUUUGAUUUUUUUUUCAAGCAUUCUUGGUAUUGUAGCGCCACCUAUUUAAGGUUUUUUGAUAACACUUUGGUACAUAGAGAUUUAAUUCCUUACCUCCACCUUCCAUACUCCAGUGUUCGAGGGUGGAAUCGAACCAGCGCCCUCUGCAAUCGCGGCAGACGCCCAAAACCGCUCGGCCACCCGGGUCCCAGCAUGAGUCGAGUUUUUCCCUCGUAUAUGCAGUUUCACUCGUAUAUGAAAUUUCAUUUCGAGAGAAAACGGUCAAAUCAUAAAGCAGAGUGAUAGGGAUAUACUCUCUACUAAAUUUUGAACUUUAUUUCAAACAGAUAUAGUUCAAUUUUGCACAAUUUCUGAUACCUUUAUGCCUUAAAAAGGUUUAAAUUAGAAAUGAAAAGAUUUCUGAACGAAUCGUGACCGUCUUGGUGACAGUUGACAUCUGGUAAACAUAACCUAAAAACUAUUUAAUGUUUACUUCUGUAAAUAUCACUGAAAUACUGUAAUUUCCGCUACUAUUAUUCAUUUAACUGUAUCAAAAUGUCAAUUGAUGCUUAUUUUUGUUUUUGCUGUUUAUCAACCAACGAUUUGAUAAAUUUAUACAGUGAUAAACCCGAUACAAACUAUGCCGAAAUGCUAACCGAUCUUUAUUCUAUUCAGCCUUUACAAGAAGAUUACGAAGACGACAGUUUCGUGUGUGAAGAGUGUGCUCGAGCGCUGCAAGAGGCUCGAAAGUUCAGGCGCCAAGUUCAUGACACACUCAAUGCUUUGGAGGUUAAUGGAUUAAUUGAACUGGAGAAAUCAGAAAAAUGUACAGUUGUGCGGAAAGUCUCCGGAGAAUUCGUUUUAGAAGCAGAUGUCAAAUAUAAUGUUGAGGAUAAAAAACUGACUGACGACGAUAAACAAGACCUAAACCAUCCAGACUCUGCAGAAAAAGACAAAACACAAUCUGGCAUAGCAUUAGAAAGAGAGAAGCGCAUCACAGUAGCCCGGAAACGGAAGAAAGAGCCAACGGUCAAGAAUGAGGUACAAUAUGAGGUCACGGAAGAUUUCAAGUGCGUGGAGUGUGGUAUGGUGCUCCCCAACGCAUACGUGUACCAUGCGCAUAUGAAUAAGCACUUUCCGAAUCAUAUUUGUGAGACUUGCGGGAAAGGUUUCCUGACGAAGAAGAGACUCAAACGCCACAUGCCAUCCCACAUCAAAGGCCCGUUUAAAUGCGAGCAGUGUGACACGGAGUUCAACAACUACAACUCUUUGAAUUCACACAGACAACGCAAGCAUAAAUCGAUUGACCUAUACGCGUGUCCGCACUGCCCGUCCCGCUUCCCCACGCUGACGCGGCGCGCGCGCCACCUGGCCGCGCGGCACGGCGCGCGCGCGCCGCACAGCUGCUCAGUCUGCUCCAAGGAUUUCUUGCUCGCAGGAAAUUUGUCAACACACAUGCGCAACAAGCAUUUCAAAGAGAAGCGUCACUUCUGCGUGGAGUGCGGCGCCGGCUUCUUCCAGAAGCAGGAGCUGCGCGGGCACGUGGCGGCGCACACCGGCGCCAACGAGUUCCAGUGCGCGCUCUGCGAUAAAAGUUAUCCUCGCAAGAAAGCGCUGGACGUCCACAUGAGAGGCCACCGCGACGAGCGUCGGUUCCACUGCGAACUCUGCGGCAAAAAGUUCCUGCAAAAAUGCACUUUGAUUACACACGCUAAGACACACAACCGCGCGGAAUUACAGAAGAAACUGGACGUCUUAUAACCUCGUAAGGCCCAAUGUACAUUAUAAUAUACACUGCGUUUCAAUGUAAUUAUAACCUUAAACCAAA
This is a messenger RNA of Cydia pomonella (codling moth), 1831 nucleotides long. RefSeq names its product zinc finger protein 432-like. The transcript is spliced from 8 exons. The record is from RefSeq and is a predicted model, not a curated record. Gene Ontology annotation, biological process: regulation of transcription by RNA polymerase II. The coding region runs from base 559 to 1764 and encodes 401 amino acids. Lineage: Eukaryota; Metazoa; Arthropoda; Insecta; Lepidoptera; Tortricidae. Gene Ontology annotation, cellular component: nucleus. Gene Ontology annotation, molecular function: RNA polymerase II transcription regulatory region sequence-specific DNA binding; zinc ion binding; DNA-binding transcription factor activity, RNA polymerase II-specific.